Phodopus roborovskii (desert hamster) is the source of this 1556-nucleotide messenger RNA. It is a transcript of the gene Trmt10c, whose product is annotated as tRNA methyltransferase 10C, mitochondrial RNase P subunit. Gene Ontology annotation, molecular function: tRNA binding. Lineage: Eukaryota; Metazoa; Chordata; Mammalia; Rodentia; Cricetidae. The record is from RefSeq and is a predicted model, not a curated record. The transcript is spliced from 2 exons. Gene Ontology annotation, biological process: positive regulation of mitochondrial translation; mitochondrial tRNA 5'-end processing. Bases 111 to 1352 code for a protein of 413 amino acids. Gene Ontology annotation, cellular component: nucleus; nucleoplasm; mitochondrion.
GUCAGCUGCAGUCCUGGGGCUGCGUAGACUCGGUGCUCUCCCCGGUGCAGCUUGUGGAGCGUGUGUGCUAAGCUGUGAUUUAUAAAUCGAACUCCUCACAUUUCUUCAAAAUGAAUGUCACUGUCCGAUUCUUAAGACCUUUUGCCAGGUUAAUGGUGUCAUUUACUCCUCAUGGGAAGAGAAGGAAUUUAUAUUCGACAGUUCUGCAGAGAUAUAUGUCUUCCAAAGCACCUUCUUUGUCCUGUCAUAAUAAGGAAAGUAUAUCCCCUCCUAAACAGCUAGAAUUGGAUGGGUGGAAAACUACAAUGAAAUCCAGCAUUCAAGAAGAUGGUGUUUCAGUGGUCUCAGACAAAGAUGAAGAUGCUUUAGCUGCCACCAGAGAAAUGAUUGAGAUGCGGAGAUUGCUUGGAAGUGAAGUACCAGAACAUAUCACUGAAGAAGAACUCAAAACCCUUAUGGAAUGUCCUUCUAAAUCAGCCCAAAGAAAAUACUUAAAGUAUUUGUAUGGUAAGGAAAAAUUGAAAAAAGCUAAGCAAAUAAAGAAGGAAAAGAAAGCAGAGGCCAGGGAAGAAGCAAAAAAGGCCAAGUUGCUAGAAAUCACCACAAGUAAAGAACAGCAGGAGUUUAUGUUUCUUCGACUCUGGGACCGGCAGAUCAAUAUCGCAAUGGGUUGGAAGGGUGUCCAGGCUAUGCAGUUUGGACAGCCUUUAGUUUUUGACAUGGAUUACGAAAAUUAUAUGAAACCAUUUGAACUACGGAAUGCUGUUUCUCAACUUUUAGAAAGUGAAGGAUGGAACAGAAGAGAUGUUGAUCCUUUCCACAUUUAUUUCUGCAAUCUUAAAAUAAAUAGUGCUUAUCAGAAAGAGUUAGUUAAACGUUACAGUGGAAAGUGGGACAAAUUGCUCUUAACAGCAACAGAAAAGUCUCCCAUAGAUUUAUUUCCAAAGGACAGUAUUAUAUAUUUAACUGCAGAUUCUCCCAAUAUUAUGACUACCUUCAAGCAUGAUAAAAUUUAUAUAAUUGGAUCAUUUGUUGAUAAAAAUACACAGGUGGGCACAUCGCUAGCCAAGGCAAAACGGCUAAAUCUAGCAACAGAACGCCUUCCACUAGAUAAAUAUUUACAAUGGGACCUCGGUAGCAAGAAUCUCACCUUAGAUCAAAUGAUCCGUAUUUUGCUCUCCAUGAAAAACACAGGUAGCUGGGAAGAAGCUUUGAAGUUUGUCCCCAGGAGAAAGCAUACUGGCUAUCUAGAGAUUUCUCAGCAUUCUAAGGAGGUUUUUAGUAAACUGAAGAAGACUAAGACAAGAUCAUUUCCAAAAGGCUCCUUAAAUGUACAAACAUGGAAAAGGUGACCUAAAUGAGAAAAUGUUAUAAUGUAAAAAGCAAAGAUAUUGGAAAUAGUUAAUAUAAUGUAUGUCUUAAAAGUAGUCUUUCCAGACAAACUAGUUUUGUCUUUUUCUAACUGGAAAACUUUGAAAGUAUGUUUUAUUUGUUGUAGAAACAAUCAGAAAUUAUGGAUUAAUCUGGAAUUGAACACAAUAAAAGUUAUUGUUAUA